Molecule: messenger RNA, 795 nt
Organism: Rhopalosiphum padi (bird cherry-oat aphid)
Lineage: Eukaryota; Metazoa; Arthropoda; Insecta; Hemiptera; Aphididae
Source: RefSeq, a predicted model, not a curated record
AUGCAAAUUAUACAUAUAUUUACUCUUACAAAUAUACUUUCAGGAAAAGGAAAUACAAACGAUGGUAACACGGCAAGACGAUUUUCAGAAAAGAGCGCGGAAAUAACUGGAAUUAAUUUUACAUUACUUAAACGUUUUGGGAACAUAUUAUCUGUAAUUGCUAGUGGACGUGAAAUUAAUCCAAUUACGUUUGAUAAAUAUGCUUUGGCUACGGCUAAAUUGUCUGUACAUCUUUAUCCUUGGUACUAUAUGCCGGCAAGUGUAUACAAAAUACUUAUUCAUGGAGCUGAUGUAAUAAGAUUCGCCAUUCUGCCUAUUGGACAACAUUCUGAAGAAGCCCAAGAAUCUAUAAAUAAGGAUUACAAACGAAUAAGGCAAAAUCAUACAAGAAAAAAUAGUAGAUUAAAUACCAAUAAAGAUUUAAAGUACACAUACUACUCAUUAGAUCCUUACAUAUCGUCCAUAAAGAACUACCGAAUAAAUGUCGACUCACAUUCAGUGAUGAUUUACAAAACUUGUUUAUGUUUCCAGAAAACUCAGAUAAAACAUAUAAAAGAGAAGAACCCUGUCCUCUAUUACAAAGAACAAGGCGAUGAAAAAAUUGAAUAUUCAGCAAAUAAUGCACAAGAAGAUAGGAACAUCAUAUUGGUUAUAGCAAUUUAUUUUCAAUUAAGUAUAUGUUGGAAAAAUUUGACGAGUUUGGGAAUGGAAUUCCAACAGCAUUCUGUAUAUCAAAUAAAAAAAAUACUGCUACAACCCAGACUUGCUGCGCUUAAUCUAUUGGACCUAAUAUGA